GUGGUAAAGGGAGAAAAUGGAAAGAUAUGCAUAAAGAAUCUGUGGUCGACAUCGGAAUAGGGAAUAAAAAAGGGAUACUGAAGAUGAAGAACAACGAACACGAACCGGCUACAGAGAACGAAAUAAAUAACUAUCAAUCGAUGCCUUCCGGUGCUCCCAAGAACAUAGAACAAUUGUCGGACGUAGAACCAGCAGGGUGUUAUACGGAUCGACGUCGUAAGAAUGUGAGAGAUUUUAGGACGAAAUUUAGGCCGCCAUUUUUUCGACGAGGGUGCUCGAAACAUUGUACGGGAUACAGAAAGGAUUUGGACACCUCUAGUUUCGAAUUGACAGUGUGCAAGUCGGUAAAAAAGAAUAAUUUGGCGCACAGGAUAAAAAGAAGCAAGAGGAAGUUCCAGCAAUUUUCAAACCAAGUAAAAAAAAGAACUACGGAGUCUGCAAAGAAAAUAAGAAAAGUGUACAGGGACUUUGCUGCAAGGAGAGUAAUGGGGUUCAACUGCGAUUUAAACAAGUGCCCGAGCACCAUAAUAGAGUGCAGCACGACUUCCUGCACGGAACCUACUAUGCUCUUCAACAAGUUUCACAAACUGAGGGAUCCUGAGAAAAUGACAAGGGACCAGGAAGAGGAAUAUGACAGCAUAUAUAGUCCGACAAUUCACGCAGGAGCGACGGAUCACGAAUUCAAGGUGCUGAAGGAUCAAUCUGUGGGAACAAGCGUUGACAAAGAAACGAGCACUUAAAGGCCGCACCGAUGUUUUAAUUUCGUCCUAUCGUAAUACGUCUUUAUUUCUCCUUACUCUACAUAUUCUACGAAUAAAAAAAAGAACGAUAAAUAUAAGAGU
Bombus impatiens (common eastern bumble bee) is the source of this 842-nucleotide messenger RNA. RefSeq lists its product as uncharacterized. Bases 27 to 740 code for a protein of 237 amino acids. NCBI's taxonomy places the organism in Eukaryota, Metazoa, Arthropoda, Insecta, Hymenoptera, Apidae. The transcript is spliced from 3 exons. The record is from RefSeq and is a predicted model, not a curated record.